This is a messenger RNA of Metopolophium dirhodum (rose-grain aphid), 900 nucleotides long. RefSeq lists its product as uncharacterized. Bases 397 to 723 code for a protein of 108 amino acids. NCBI's taxonomy places the organism in Eukaryota, Metazoa, Arthropoda, Insecta, Hemiptera, Aphididae. The record is from RefSeq and is a predicted model, not a curated record. The transcript is spliced from 3 exons.
CCGAGUAUCGAUUAAUCUAUUGGGCAUUAGCUGCUGUAUCAAAUAAUUUUAUAGUUCUUCUUUUUCCGCAUUCGUUUGUCGUCAUUCGUCGAUACCUAUCGAAGUUUAAUGUCGUGGUCUUGUUGAUACUUGUUGUGUCUUUAAGUUUUAACUACAAAUAUUGCGGUAUCAUAUUAUAACGUAUUACUUCGAAAUGGAUACAUUUGUAACAUCUUUUCGUUCACUUAAAAGACAACACGAGGACAAUGAAUUUGAAACCGACAAUCCUGGACCGUCUGAACGCGAUAUUCGAGAUAAUAUUAUAUCGUCUAAAAUUAAUGCAACAACUGAUGAAAAAGAAAAUUAUCUAUUAUAGAUGGUAAUUUUUUUAAGAAGAUUUCAAACACCGUAUCAAAAAUGUCAGUUACUUGUUUAAAUUGCACUAAAAAGAUAAUUGCGUACUCAUGUUCUACCGGGAACUUAUUGAGUCACUUUAAACAUGAGCAUCCGGGUUUGAUGACUGAAUUAAAGGCAUAUAAAAUAGAGAAAUCUACAUCUAACUGUGUGUCAAAACAGUCAAAACCAAUACAAACACAAUUAUCAAUAUGUCGUUCUACUGAAAACUCAGGAUUCAAGAGGAAAUGUUCAAAAGAAAAGGUUACUGAAUUGGUUUUCAACUAUAUUGUAGAAGAGAUUAAGCCGAUAUCAACAUGUGAAAAACCUUCGUUUCGAGCACUUAUAUAAUGUAUUUCUAAAGUUAUGAAUAGUUAUAAAAUUAAUGUCAUAAAAAUAACACAUACAGUUACUGACAAUGCCAGUAAUUUUGGUAAUGCCUUUCGUGUUUAUGCACAACAAUUUGCCUGAAACAAUUUCUAAAAAUAACGUCACUUUAGAUGCUCAAAAUAUUAAUAUAUUGAUGGA